AUCACAAACUGCACAACUCCAGAUCAUGAGUACGAUAGAAGAAAAUUUAGCUCCCAUUCCGAAUGAUCUCAUUGUCCAGAUAUUGUCGAGAUUGCCUGCAGAAUCAGUAGCGAGGUGUCGUUGUCUGUCGAAGCUGUGGGGAUCCAUACUCCACCGUCCAUAUUUCACCGAGUUGUUCUUGACUAGGUCAUGGGCUCGUCCACGUCUCUUAUUCGCCCUUAAACGAGAAGAUGCCUGGAGCUUCUACUCUUUGCCUCAGCGUCAACAUGAUCUACAUGACAAGGCGUCGCCUCCUCUAGUAGCCUACUCAGAUUUUCACAUGAAGUUCCCCAAAGACAUUAUUUCUCCAGAAUAUCAUGGCUUUACCUCUGGUUUGAUCUGUUUCUCUAGGAAGUCGAUCACACUGAAGAGUCAGGAGGAGACUGUGAUUUGUGAACCUAGAACGGGACAAUAUGCCACCGUACCUAAACUGUUACGGUAUGGGAAAAGCUUUUUAGGGUAUGAUCCUAUUGGCAAGCAAUUCAAGGUACUGUUCAUGGACCAUACAGAUUGUGUUACACAUUGUUCUGAUGUUCACAGAGUUCUGACUCUAGGAAAUGGAAUAAUGGAGUGGAGGAAGAUCAAAUGUUCAUGUUCUUUAUUUCAUCAUGUUAUGGAUGAUGAAGGGAUAUGCAUCAAUGGAAUUUUGUAUUUCUCAUCUAAACAGCGUUAUUAUUUUCCGUGUGAUGUGAAGAUAGUUUGCUUUGAUGUUAGAUCUGAGAAAUUCAAGUCUAUUGAUGUAGAAUGGGAUAGUGGUUGGCAUGUUAAAUUGGUAAAUUAUAAGGGAAAAAUCGGUGUGGUUACUUGGAAGGGCCUGUAUGAGUUGAGUAUAUCGGUUCUAGAGGAUGUUGAGAAACAAGAAUGGUCUAAAUAUGUCUACACUUUGCCGGAGAAUAAUAUCCUUGAUUCCUCCAAAUAUUCCAUCGCUGGAGUGACUGCUACAGGUGAAAUUGUUUUCUCGGGGAAUUUUACACGUGGACCGUUUUAUGUUGUCUACUUCAGUCUCGAAAGCAACACUCUACAAAGUGUCGAGAUCCAAGGUUUGGAGAAAGAUCAUAGAGUUUGCGCUUAUGUAGACCUUGUAGAGGAUCUUAAUGUUAACAAUGCAAAGUACCUCAAAUCAAGCCCACGCCUAAAUGUCAUUACCGUUAGGCCGAAACCACAAGAGCGCAACUCUGCUCUAUCUGUGAAGAACAAGCCUUGAUCCUUCAGAACAAGUACGAUAUGUUAGCUAACCUCGACGAUUGAGAACAGGUGCUGGUUUGUUGUGUUGGCUAAUCUAUCUUUCGUUGUCUUUCGCUUGGCUUAGUUAUUUUGUGCCUUUUUUGUUACCAACUUCAUUUCCUAAUUGUGUUACUCAUUAC
This is a messenger RNA of Brassica oleracea var. oleracea, 1403 nucleotides long. Its product is annotated as F-box protein At1g31080-like. Bases 26 to 1243 code for a protein of 405 amino acids. The record is from RefSeq and is a predicted model, not a curated record. NCBI's taxonomy places the organism in Eukaryota, Viridiplantae, Streptophyta, Magnoliopsida, Brassicales, Brassicaceae. Gene Ontology annotation, molecular function: protein binding. The transcript has a single exon.